GCAAAUCAACGUAGUUCUCAUGGUUUGCGAUAAAAAAAAAAAUGAUAUUUUAAUGCAACGACAAUAACACUGAUGCUGUACAGUAUUUGAGUUGAUCUCCAUAUCAAUUUGUUACUGGAUGGUUAUCAAAAAUGUGUGUCUGGUUGUAGGGCGUUUGAAAUAGGACACCGCUGGUCAUUUAACGUUCUCGUACGCCGCGGAGGGAUACUCUUUUGGAACCGACAAUGUGGAGGCUGUUAAAAUGUCUACUCUGAAGAUGAAAUGGUUACAAUUGUAGCAACUAAAAGAAUCGCAUGAGAUAUCACACGAGUUAUGAUUCUAUUUUGAAACAUUGUUUCAUUUUCGUGAAGUGAAUUGUAUAGAAUUGGUAGAACACACGAUAUCGUCGUUCGGUCUUCGUCUACAGUCCGGAGCACGGAGAGGGAAUCUAUCCCCAACUUUAUGUUUUUCUAUCUACUCCAAGCGUUCAUUUUUUCCUGUUGGAUGCCACAUAAUUGAAUAGAGGUUACUGAAAGUCAGUUGCUGAGACUGUGAGGGCCUAAGGAACAGCAGCAGAGAAUGGCUACAGUGGGGACAGACAAGGAGCUUAGCGACCUGCUGGAUUUCAGCGCGAUGUUUGCACCGCCGGUGUUGAAUGGGAAGAACAGGCCCACCACUCUAGCCAGCAGCCAGUUCGGAGGCACCGGUAUGGAUGAGCGGAGUGGUUCUACCCCCUGGGCAUCAGGAGAACAGAACAGCCCUUCCUUCAACCAGGGACGGGGUUAUGGUGAAGGAACUCAUUACAAUGAGCAUGAAUGCCUGGCUUCCACCCCUAUGUUCGGCUCAGGGAUUGUGGGCAAAGCUGAGCGAGGACCCUACUCUUCUUUUGGAGCGCAGCCGGGCUUUAUGCCCAGUGAGAUGCCCAUGCCCACUCCUGAUGCCCUGUCCCCCUCGGGUCUGAAGUCAGGCUCCCAGUUCUACCCCUCCCAGUUCAACCCUCGCAGGAGACCCAUCCAGGAGAGCAUGGAUGCCCAGCCAAAAAAGAUCAGGAAAGUUCCCCCUGGCCUGCCCUCUUCGGUCUAUGCGUCGGCCUCAGGAGAGGACUAUAACAGAGAUGGUGCAGGGUAUCCUGCCUCCAAGCCUGGAAACGUGGGCUACCCCGGCUCCUUCUAUAUGCAAGAAGGUCUGCACCCCUCCCCUGAUCCGUGGAGUUCUGCCGGGCCGAUGGGGCAGCCGGGCUACUCUGCUGUGCUGGGUAACUCCCCUCACCUGGGGCAGCCCGCCCCCUUCACUGCCAUCAACCCCCAGGACAGACUGAAGCGCCAGCCGUUGCCACUCUCGCCCCAGAACUACCCCCUGCACGGCAGCGAGGUGAACGGGAGCUUUCACCCUGGGUCCACUGGCUACGGAGUCCCCAACCACACACCCCCCAUCAACGGAACAGAAACCAUCAUGGCCAACCGGGGGAUAGCUCCACCUAGCUCAGGAGAUGAGAUCGGCAAAGCCCUGGCAUCAAUUUAUCCUUCGGACCACAACAGCAACACCUUCCCUUCAUCUCCAUCUACUCCAGUAGGCUCUCCCCAGGCCAUAGCAGGUUCUGCCUCUCAGUGGUCCCGGGGCUCGGGACAGGCCACACCCUCUCCAAACUUGGAGGGAGGACUGCAGGCUCUGCAAAAUAAGAUGGAGGACCGUCUGGAGGAGGCAAUCCACGUGCUGCAGCGUCACGCUGGGGGACAGGGGGGCCCAGGGGGGCUGACUGACAUGCACAGCCUCCUUAGUGCUGGGAUAGGAGGUCUUGCCCAGGCCUUCAACAACGCUGGCCUGGGACUGGCCAACAGACUGCCCAGCCUGAUGUCCAACCACCAUGAAGACUCUGCUGGUCCGCCCUCUAGUGGUCACCAUGGCCCUCCCUCAGCCCAGCCUGGCAGCCAGCCUGAGGGCUUCACCAGCCUAUCUCGCUCCACACACUCGUCCAGUGGCGCCGACAUCAAAAGGGAGGACAAGGAGGAUGACGAGAACUCCUCCGUGGCUGACAAGUCAGAGGAGGAGAAGAAAGACUUGAAGGCCUGCACCCGAACCAGAGAGACGUUCUCCUUCCAGACCUUCUCUUCCUCCCUAUCAGACACGGGAGCAGACAGCAGCUGCAGCGUGGCCUCGCCCAGCGACGACAACCUGACGGCAGAGGAGAAGGAGAAGCGUGAGCGGGAGCGCCGCUCGGCCAACAACGUCCGGGAGAGGGUGCGCGUGCGCGACAUUAACGAGGCGUUCAGGGAGCUGGGUCGGAUGGUGCAGGUGCACCUGCGCGGCGACAAGGCCCAGACCAAACUCAUCAUCCUGCAGCAGGCCUCGCAGGUCAUUAUGGGCCUGGAGAAGCAGGUCCGAGAGCGUAACCUGAACCCCAAGGCAGCGUGUCUGAAGCGGAGGGAGGAAGAGAAGGUUUCGGGGGUGGACCCCCAGAUGCAGAUGGGAGGGGGGCAUCCCGGGUUAGGGGGCGAUGGACACAACUCUGUCAGCCAUAUGUAACACCCAGCUCCUGUUGAUUGUACAGCCCUUAGAAGACGUGGCCUUAUUGUCUUAUUAUGCAGCAAUCCACAAAGCUCUCCAUAUAGCACAUAUAGUGGAGAAGCUCAUUCUCAGACACACACACACCCAACUGGCCAAGCCAGUGGCCACAUUCCUGACCAUGAACACAAGAGCAACACACAUACACCCCUAUACACCAGAGAGAGUUUUGAAGAAUAUUUAGAGUAAAAACACCCUGAACUCCAAGGAGAGACUGGGCCACAGACAGAGGAAUUUUAAACGCAAUGAUUUUCUGCCUAAUGGUCAUGUUUUUGUAAGACAUUUUGAGAAGUUGCUUUACAUGUUGGGAGCAAAAUUUGUUUGGAUCAAAUAGUAUUUUUGGAUCAAUUGCUCAUGUGAGCAACAUAGGAUUUUGUGUCCUUUGGUAGUCAUCUGCCAUUCCCACCUGAAAAGGUCUUAGUUUAAUUACAAGCAAAGGUGACAUCAGAAUCUAACCUGUAUGAGUAACUAUGAGUCUGAUAUACAUGCAUAACGCCAAGGCUCGGGAGAGUUAGAAUCCUCGUCAUCCCCACAAUUUUUUUCUUCUCAAAAUGGCUGAAACACAGUAUAGUUUGAGGUAUCCAGCCACCCCACCAGAAUGUAAAAUACUCAACUGUCAUAGUGAUGAAUCGGCAGGCAGAGUGCUGUUAUAUAGCGCAAUGAUAAAAGAAACCCUAGCCAACUUUGGCCAUAUUUCUUUGUUUAUGCCUUCUCGUAAGGGCUGCCCAGACAAAGGCCCGUCUGAAGGAUUUGUAUGGUGGGUAUUUAUUUGAUCCAGGGAUCCUACAAGCCUUCCAUUUUUGUCCUCUUCAUCUGUUUGUCACCAUGGGUGGAGUGGAAGCACUCCCAGUGAGGAAGGUGUCCUCACCCACCAACACAUACAGAGACCCAGGACAGGACAGGACAGGACAGAUCAUGAUGACUCGCUACUAGCUGAAAACCACUUCCUGUUCACCUACUUUUCCACAGGAUCACACGGUCAUGGUCAUCUCAAGACUUCCUCACUCUGAUUUAGGGAGAUUGGACUGAAACAUGCAGGAAGUGUGUGUGUGCUCUGAACCAGAGCAAGCCUCUCCCCCUCCACUACUACUCCCUUACCCGUCUUUACCCCCCUGUUCUGCCUCCAUUUCAGCCAGGCCAUGUGGACGCAUGGUCAGUACCCUCGGCCCCAAACUCAGUCAACCACCUGCCUUCAUUUCUUUCUCUUCACCUUUGUGGAGCGAGUGUCAUCAGUUGGCAAGGCAAACCUACAUGUCCAGGUCAUGCGUACUUAAAGAUUUUAUGUACGACGUAAGGAAAUUUGUUUUUUAAAAGUAGACUACAGUUAUUUGGACGAGUAUGGAAGGAAUGGUUGUUGGACUUCAAGAGGGUUGGUUUUUGUUGGGUGGGUCCUGAAAUAUCAUGGCUAUCUUCCCUUGAAUGCGUUCAACUGCCAUCUACGGACAACAAUUUUUGUUCCUUAAAUUACAGGAAGCAUUGGGCGUUUUGAACAAUUUACAAAGCCUGUUUGUAAGGAUCCUCCUUUUUGUAGAAGUGAUUUGUUAUUUUAAUUUUAAUUUUUUUUUACUUUGUAAUAUAGCUGUAUGAGUUUUCUUUUGGAUUGCAUACUUUCUUUUUGUUUACGUUUGUUUACGUUGUUUAAAUGUAAGAACUCUCAUUUUAGAUGCCAGGAACAAACUUUAAGUGUAUCUCUUUUUCCAUCCCAAACGUAGUGAUCUCUUUUUUUUGAUGAUGACAAAAGCAUGAAGUGCCAGUUGCUAAGGGGUGAAAGUAGUAAACGCCAACACUCCUAAUAUGGCUAGAACAUCCACAAACUAUUUUGGAAGUACAGGUCAUUUGGAGAUAGUCUGUAUAAAUCAUUUAAACCAGUUACUACUUCAUACUCACUAUUAAAGGAAAAUGGAUAUGUCAAAGUAUUGGCAAGCCUUGUCACGCAAACAUUUAGAAGUACAAACUCUGAUAUUGUUGAAAAAGGAACAAUAUAUUAUGUUUUUCAUACAAGUUUCAUUUUAUAGCAAUCCCUUUCAGCUUGGCAGGUCUUUGACUUUGGUUAGUGGUUACUCACCAGGGCUGAAAACUUCACUGUGAUUGUCACUGCAUGCGUGGCUUUCCAAGAGAACCUUUUACAGAUUAAGAUUGACAUGGGAGGGAAGUGUUUCAGUACAUAUAAAAAUAUAAAGUCAUGUUUUUGACCCUUUUCCUCUGUUUCUGUUAGUGAUGGGCAUCCCUGAAUUUGUCAAACAACUGAGUCCACUUUGAUUUACUGAGCCCUAUUACCAGUUUCUAUAAUUGAAUGGAUGAGUGUUUCCAGACCUGUUAUCUUCCGUAUAAACCAUUGACGAUUUAGACACAAUACUCAUGUAGAAUAGAGUACCAUGUCCUUUCUUUUCUAUUUUUUAUUUGCAACGUUCUGAACUUUGUUUUCUACUAAAUAGGGCAGAGAUACAUUUUGUUUUCAUAUCGAAAAUCUGAAAUUGACAUGUUCAGUAUGUACCUGGCCAGUUGAUGUUAUAGUGAUCAACUAAACAGUAUUUUCCCCUGCAGAGUGAUACUGGAUUGCAACAGUAUUUUCUCAGUUUGGCCCAUUUGUCUUUAAUAAUAACCAUCCUCCAGAUUAGGGUUUAAACUGCCAUAGUUUUUUUCUGUCUCACAGAAGACAAAUUGUUUUGGGAUUUAUUACCAAAAAAAAUUGUCUGAAAAACUGAACAUUGAUGUUAUUUGUGUUAAUUUUUGUUAAUAUUAAACUGAGAAUGUUGAGUACAGUAUCCUUAACUUCCCUUGUCAAAACGCACAACUAGUAUUUUGCCAGGGGGUCUCAUGGUCUGCCAAUCUCUGCCCCCAUCAACAGACAGACACACUGCUACAAAACCCACUGUCGCUCUUACAUUGGGGACAGAAUCCAUUUAUGUCCUCAAAGUGCCUCCAGUUUCCUAUUUUUUAUAUAUAUAAAGUAGAUAUUGAGAACUGUCAUGUAUAUAACAGUAAUGUAGCAAUAAAUGUGCCAUUUUUAAUAACAGAAAUAUACCUUUUCAAUGUCUGUCAUUUUGAGCUUGUAUACCUAAAAUGAGAAGAAAAAAAACAUUGUAAUAAAGGGUUGAAAACA
Messenger RNA from Coregonus clupeaformis (lake whitefish), 5644 nucleotides. It is a transcript of the gene tcf3a, whose product is annotated as transcription factor 3a. Gene Ontology annotation, biological process: regulation of transcription by RNA polymerase II. The transcript has 21 exons. The record is from RefSeq and is a predicted model, not a curated record. Gene Ontology annotation, cellular component: transcription regulator complex. NCBI's taxonomy places the organism in Eukaryota, Metazoa, Chordata, Actinopteri, Salmoniformes, Salmonidae. The coding region runs from base 559 to 2502 and encodes 647 amino acids. Gene Ontology annotation, molecular function: RNA polymerase II cis-regulatory region sequence-specific DNA binding; protein dimerization activity; DNA-binding transcription factor activity, RNA polymerase II-specific.